CAAACCCCUUUCAUUUUCUCCCUCUGCUCCUCUCCCCUGUCUUUUCCCCCUUCCCCUGGAAUCGCGCUCGCCUGCCCGCCCGCCCGCCGGCUCUCCUCUCCCCCCUUCGUUGUCAUCUCCCAUCAGCUCCUCUCCAUGAACCGGGCACAGUGACUUGUCGGCCUCUUUCUCGACUGUCGUUUCUCCCGCCCUCGCUGGCUUUCUCCCUCUCCCCCCCAUCACCGGUGGCCCCGCACCUACUUACCUCGCCCACCCCUUUCACACUCUCCGCGCACCUGAAACCAGAGCCGCCGCCGUAGCAGCAGCAGCAGCAGCAGCCGGCGACAGCAUGUCCCGAAGGAAACAGAGCAAACCCAGGCAGAUUAAACGCCCCCUUGAGGAUGCAGUUGAGGAUGAAGAGGAAGAGUAUCUGUCUGAAGAAAAUGACAUCUCAAAAGAAGAUUGUCCUCUUGAGAGAACCUUUUCUGCAGAGUUUGAACCAGGGAAUCUGAGUUGUGAAGAAGUGGAAUACUUUUGUAAUAAAGGUGAUGAAGAGGGCAGCCAAGAAGCAGCAGAUUCUGAUGGGGAUGCACGAUUGGAGAAAUCUGGGCCGCUUACACUCGAGACGGAAGAAUGGGAUGGGCCAGGAGAGCUGGAGGUGUUUCAGAGGGAUGGAGAACGGAGGAUCCAGAGUCGGCAGCAGCUUCCAGUAGGAACAACAUGGGGACCAUUUGCUGGGAAGAUGGAUCUAAAUAACAACACGUUGAAGACAAAGGCUCCAGUCCCCAUGGUGUUGACUGCUGGCCCCAAGUGGCUGCUGGAUGUGACUUGGCAAGGAGUGGAAGACAACAAAAACAAUUGCAUUGUGUACAGCAAAGGAGGUCAGCUUUGGUGUACAACCACAAAAGCCAUUGCCGAAGGGGAAGAGCUGAUCGCCUUUGUUGUUGAUUUCGACUCGAGGCUUCAAGCUGCCACUCAGAUGACUCUAACAGAGGGGAUGUAUCCUGCUCGAUUGCUGGACUCGAUACAGUUGCUCCCUCAACAAGCUGCCAUGGCCUCCAUUUUGCCAACAGCCAUUGUCAACAAGGAUAUAUUCCCCUGCAAAUCUUGUGGUAUUUGGUAUCGGAGCGAGAGAAAUCUGCAGGCUCACCUCAUGUACUACUGCAGCGGGAGGCAACGAGAAGGAGCUCAGAUAUCAGAAGAAAAUGACGAGAGUAUUCAGCAGAUAUCUAGUGUCUGUCCCUUUCCACAGUGCACCAAAAGCUUUUCGAAUGCCAGGGCCCUAGAAAUUCAUCUAAAUUCUCACAGUGGAGUAAAAAUGGAAGAGUUUCUUCCCUCUGGGGCUAGCCUGAAAUGCACAGUUUGCAGCUACACCGCGGAUUCGGUGAUCAACUUCCAUCAGCAUCUGUUCUCACAUCUCGCUCAAGCUGCCUUUAGAUGCACCCACUGCCAUUUUGGUUUCCAGACUCAGAGGGAGCUGAUGCAGCACCAAGACCUGCAUGUCCCUGGCAACAAGCUGCAGAAAGAAAGUGACACUGAACACUCUCCAGGUGGCAACGAAGAGGCUUUGCAGUCAGCUACGGAUCCCCUUAACAGAAGCGAUGGCUCCCAGGGCCAAAAGCCAAUGCACACAAAAGAUGCAAGUUCUGACACCGAGCUUGACAAGUGUGAAAAAAAGACUCCCCUUUUCCUUUCCAAUCAGAGGCCAGAAACACAAGCGGCCACCAGUAAGCAAAGCUUUUCCUACACUAAAAUUAAAUCUGAACCCUCUAGCCCACGGCUUGCCUCUUCCCCAGUCCAGCCGAAUCUUGGUCCAUCUUUCCCCAUGGGCCCUUUUCUUUCUCAAUUCGCUUUUCCCCAGGACAUCACAGUGGUUCCUCAGGCUUCUGAGAUCUUAGCCAAAAUGUCUGAGCUGGUUCAUCGACGGCUGAGGCACGGAAGUAACAGUUACCCCCCUGUCAUUUAUAGUCCGCUCAUGCCAAAAGGAGCUACCUGCUUUGAGUGCAACAUAACAUUCAACAAUUUGGACAACUACUUGGUACACAAAAAGCAUUACUGCAGCAGCCGAUGGCAACAGAUGGCCAAGUCGCCAGAUUUUGCCAGUGUCUCAGAAAAGCUGCCUGAGGCUGUAAGUCCCAACAAUGGUCAAAAUUCGAUCAACAUUUUGAACGCUGCUUCUCAUACUUCAGACCCAGAAAAUCAACUCCUUCAGGCAUCCGGUCUCAACUCCUCUUCUGUAUUAGACGUAAUUGGGCCAAAUAGUAAGGGGCAUGACAAAGACUUUUCUUCACAGGUGAAGAAGCUGUCAAACGCUGCCAACAAUGAUGAUAAACUUAAUGGGAAACCUUUGGAUGGCAAGAAUGCAACGACUGCUCCGUUAAUAGAAGCAGAAAGUGAUCCCAACAAAACCACAUGUGAAGCUUGCAAUAUUACGUUCAGCAGGCAUGAAACAUAUAUGGUCCACAAGCAGUAUUAUUGUGCUACACGCCAUGAUCCUCCACUUAAGAGAUCUGCUUCCAGCAAAAUGCCUGCCAUGCAGAGGACGAUGCGCACACGCAAGCGAAGGAAGAUGUACGAGAUGUGCCUGCCAGAGCAAGAGCAGAGGCCUCAGCUCGUCCAACAGCGAUUUCUUGACGUGGCUAAUCUUUCUAACCCGUGUACAUCUUCGCAAGAGCCAACUGAUAAUCUUGGAGAGUGCUUCCAUCCACGCUGCGACAUCUUUCCAGGAAUGGUCUCAAAACAUUUAGAAACAUCAUUAUCCAUUAACAAAUGUGUCCCAGCCUCGAAAUGUGACACGCCGCAUGCAACAGUUUCCUGUUUGGAGAUGGAUGUACCUAUAGAUCUCAGCAAAAAAUGUCUGCCCCAGUCUGAUAGGACCUCCACUUCCCCCAAAAGGCUGCUGGAUUACCAUGAAUGCACAGUCUGCAAGAUCAGUUUUAAUAAGGUAGAGAAUUACCUUGCUCAUAAGCAGAAUUUUUGCCCUGUCACUGUGCAUCAGCGUAACGAAAUGGCACAGCUGGAUGGCAAGGUAUUUCAAAACCCAGAAAGUGAACGCAACAGCCCUGAGGUCAGCUAUGAACGGAGCAUAAUCAAAUGCGAGAAAAACGGAAACUCAAAACAGUCGUCUCCCAACGGGAAUUUGUUUUCCACACAUUUAGCAACUCUUCAAGGACUUAAAGUCUUUAGUGAGGCUGCCCAGCUCAUUGCUACAAAAGAAGAAAACAAACACUUGUUUCUUCAACAAUGCCUUUAUCCAGGAGCAAUAAAGAAAGCUAAAGGAGCAGAUCAGCUUUCUCCCUAUUACGGAAUAAAGCCAAGCGAUUAUAUUUCUAGUUCCCUUGUUGUUCAUAAUAAUGAUGCAGAUCAAAGUACAAAUGCAGAAAGUGAAUCUCUGAAGAGCCAGACCCCCUCAAAUGGGUGCCCCAUACAGAAGAAGGAGUCUCUGCCACUAUUGCCAAAAAAUAGAGGCAUGGUCAUAGUUAAUGGUGGACUAAAACAGGAAGAACGGCCCACAGCCAAUCCACAGCAAGAGAACAUUUCCCAGAAUCCUCAGCAGCAUGAAGAUGGACACAAAUCUCCAUCAUGGGCAUCUGAUAAUGCUUUAGCUGCCAAUGAAAAUGUCUCUCCAACGAUUCCUGCAGCAGAAGAACAAUUAUCUAGUAUAGCUAAAGGUGUGAAUGGUUCCACACAGGCUCCGACCAGUGGGAAGUAUUGCCGUCUAUGUGACAUCCAGUUCAACAACCUAUCAAACUUUAUAACUCAUAAGAAGUUUUAUUGCUCCUCACAUGCAGCAGAACAUGUGAAAUGAAAUUCUUGGUCUAUCUUUGGUACCUACCUGUGUUUAGUAUAUUAUUCCAUACAACUGAAAGAGAGAGUUGUUUGUAUUACUUCUGGACAAUCAGGCGUUUAUUCAUUAUUGCUGAGUUGAAGACUUUAAAAGUGUACUUCCAUUACAGUCCAUUAGUAAAGUGUAUUCUUGGUGCCAUUUUCAAUGCAAUUAAUUUAUUUUACCAGCAGUAUUCAUAGCUGUAGUUAUUUUUUAUUUAAAAAAAACUUUAUAUUAAAGUCAUUUGUAAUGUUAUUGUAUAGUUAUUGUGUAGCACAUAUGGUUUGCACUGUAUAGUAGAUUUUAAAGAAAAUAGUCACAAACUAUACGGAAAAGCAUUUUAGGAAUAGCUUCAAAAGCACCUGUGUAUCCUGAUUUUUUUCUUAUAUGCUAUUGCAGAUGUAGAUGCUAAAAUAUAACUUGCAAAAAGUUUCAACUAUGCUGUAAAAUUCGCCUUAAAAAUUCAAUAUUUUUUGAAGAAUUUGGCUCAGUUUGCACUUUAUAUUUUAGCAGAUACAGUACUUUAGUCACUAGAGGCUUUGCAUUUGUAUGUAGCAGUAUGUUUCUGUCCAUUUUCUUAACCUGAAACGUCCGUUAAAACGAAGAUGGCAAUUUUUUUCCUUGUAUAGUACUUGUAUUUUCUUUCGCUGAUGCAUCUCUGUCGCGAUUUUUAAACCUUUGCUGUUAAGAUGCAAUACUUUAUAAAGAAUGAACAAAAAUUACUGGAAGCAGUAUUGUAAGUAAUGAGACCCUAUCUAUCAGUUUUAUCUUUUGAAAGGCACAGACAAAAUGAAAUCCUUAACUCAAUGCUGCAAGUAUGAAUCUAAUUCAUUUAUAAGAGAUAUUUAAAUAUAAGAGUAGCAAUACUGCAACUGGUGAUCACAGAGAUAAUGUUCUACUUCUGAUAGAAAUAAUUUCUCAACAAAUGUUGUUACUAUGCAUGUAUAUGGAUGGAAUAAAAUUCCAGAUCAUCGGC
This is a messenger RNA of Sphaerodactylus townsendi, 4781 nucleotides long. It is a transcript of the gene ZFPM2, whose product is annotated as zinc finger protein, FOG family member 2. Gene Ontology annotation, molecular function: RNA polymerase II-specific DNA-binding transcription factor binding. Bases 329 to 3787 code for a protein of 1152 amino acids. Gene Ontology annotation, biological process: negative regulation of transcription by RNA polymerase II; cell differentiation; positive regulation of transcription by RNA polymerase II. Gene Ontology annotation, cellular component: nucleus. The record is from RefSeq and is a predicted model, not a curated record. The transcript is spliced from 8 exons. Lineage: Eukaryota; Metazoa; Chordata; Lepidosauria; Squamata; Sphaerodactylidae.